Messenger RNA from Chaetomium globosum CBS 148.51, 1245 nucleotides. RefSeq lists its product as uncharacterized. Gene Ontology annotation, cellular component: cytosol; cytoplasm. Lineage: Eukaryota; Fungi; Ascomycota; Sordariomycetes; Sordariales; Chaetomiaceae. The record is from RefSeq and is a predicted model, not a curated record. Gene Ontology annotation, molecular function: molybdopterin molybdotransferase activity. The transcript has a single exon. Gene Ontology annotation, biological process: Mo-molybdopterin cofactor biosynthetic process; molybdenum incorporation into molybdenum-molybdopterin complex. Bases 1 to 1245 code for a protein of 414 amino acids.
AUGACGCCUUCGUACGGCGCCGGUCUUGACAUGGUGUUGGACAUUGCCCGUGGACAACGAAAGUUCCGUCAGAGCCGGAGAAAUGAUACCCUGCUCCACGAUGCAGUGGGAGGGACCGUGGCGGAGGAUGUGGCCAGCCCAAAGUCCUCGCCCGAGUACGACACCUCAGCUAUGGAUGGCUAUGCCAUCUGCUCCAGAGCCACCACCGAUGCCACCCCAGGAACGCCUAUCAUGCUGGCCGUCCAAGGUACAUUAGCUGCCGGGGAUGACCCAGCAGAGGCGUUUACGGUGGUUGAACGCAGCCAAACUACCAACAACCAAUGCUUCGAGAUUAUGACGGGCGCUAUUUUCCCGCCCGGUUACGAUGCGUGCGUUAAAGUGGAGGACACAGUCCCGGUGGAUGGUACAGAGGUCAAAUCCAUUUUGGUAACACGGCCCGUCCCGCUCAAUGCGCACAGGAGGCUUGCUGGAAGUGAUAUUGCUAAAGGAGAUAUCAUCAUUCACCGCGGUGAUAUCCUUCAACCCUCGCAUAUUUUGCCGCUAGCAUCGGUUGGAAUUAAGUCCAUUCCGUUGACAGCAAGUCCAAGGGCCGCAAUCUGGUCAACUGGAAAGGAGAUAGUGAUUGGGACAGGGGCUACGGGGGACACCAAUGGGCCCUACCUCACAGCGGCGCUCAAGGAGAUGGGACUCCAGCCGGAGUUUCUUGGUGUUUUGGACGAUGACAAGCACAGUUUGCAAAAGCAUAUCCAAAGUGUAGCCGCCGCUGGGAGCUUCGAUGUGAUCAUUACCAGUGGGGCCGUGUCCAGGGGAAAAUUCGAUCAUAUUAGAGCCGUUCUGGAACAGAUCGGGUCAACGAUUGUGUUUCACGGCCUAAGAGUGCGACCGGGCCACCCCGUAUUGUUCGCCGUCAUCCCGGGACCUAACGGCAGAACACCCUUCUUCGGUUUGCCUGGGAAUCCCGGAGCUGCGGCAGCAUGCUUCAGGUUCCUGGUCGCCCCAUAUCUCCGGACCUUACAAGGGCGAGCCAAAGAACAGCCCAUCAUGGCAAGACUAAGUACGGCAACCAUUGACGUCAGAACCCAAGCACGGUUGUUCCGCUAUACCAAACACAGAUUGUUUCCGCCACGGUCUGUUAUCAACCUCUGCUACCGGCCAACUGAUCGUCAGAUCAAGCGUCGACCAAAGCCCAGCCAAAGUCGGCCCCUUCGCUACGACGAACUGUUGGAUCCAUUUACACCCCAAUGA